GCUAGCUUAGGAAUUAGACUGUGUAAAUUGAGUGUUUCAAUAAUUAUUUCAACAUAAUAAAUUUGUAUUGUAUAACCUUCGAUUUGAACUUUGUCAUCCAUCAAUCAAAUAAUGGCAAGAAUUUACAGCAUCAUCACCUUCAUUUUAAUAGCUCUCACAACAAUCUCAACAUCCUUUGAUUUGAACUGCAGAUUUGAAUACACAAACGGAUAUGCAGUCAUAGGUAGAGUCUACAUCUGCAUUAGCUCUGGAAUUAACAUGCCAACCCCAGAAUCAGCACGAUUUAAUAGAAUGAUUGGAACUCAUCAAGGUCAGCAGUCGAAUGGUCUUGUUGAUGGAUUUCAUGCAAAUCGUCAAAUUAUCAGCUAUUUCCCACAAGGACUCGAUUGGUUCUUCCCAAACCUUAUAUCACUUUCUGUUAUGAGGUGUGGAAUGAAGGAAAUUCAUCAAUCUGACUUAAAGCCAUUUCCAGGUCUACGUAGCCUCAACAUGUAUGACAAUAAACUUCAAGUUCUUGAGCAAGGUCUUAUGGACUACAAUCCGAAUUUAGAAGUUGUUGGAUUCCAUGGCAACAGACUCGUCCACAUCGAUCCUAAUGUUUUUGAUAAUUUGAAUAAAAUGACUGAUUUGUACGUUGAAGGAGUUCCAUGUAUUGAUAAAAAUACAGACACAAGAGAUGAAACGCUUGCAUGUGUAAAUAUUAUGAAGACUCAAUGUGUUGAUCCUGAAUUUGUAGAUAUGAAUAAGCAGGUCAAAAAUCUCAUAAAUGAGUCAGAAAUUUUAAGUCCUGAGGAAUUUAUUGAAAAAGCAGACAUGAUGGAAAAUGUUGUUGCUGACUACGAAUUUUCAAAUUUCCGACCAUUGAGUGACAGUAUUAAGAACCUUAGAAGCCUCAAAAUGGACAUUCCAACUUCUGAACCGAUCGAGAAUGUUCCAGAAGAUCCGAUGCAUUUAGACAGUCCAGAUUCAGCAACUCAAGCUACGAUUUCGUCAACAGAAGCACCGAUAUCAUCAAGUGAAGCGUCAACAUCCACAACUGAAGCGUCAACAUCCACAACUGAAGCUACAACUUCCACAACUGAAGCUACAACGACCACAACUGAAGCUACAACAACCACAAGUGAAGCCAUAACAUCUACAACUGAAGCCACAACAUCGACAACCGAGUCUGCAAUAUCAACGACCGAAGCUGCAACGUCCACGACUGAAUCUCCUUUGUCUUCAACUGAAGCUACAACUUCUGCAUCCCCAGAAACAACUUCAACCACUGAAGUUCCAUUAGUUACGACUGAAGCUACAACUUCGACUACUGAAGCUACAACAUUGUCGACUGAAGGUGUAACUUCCACAACUGAAGCUGCAACUUCCACAACUGAAACUACAACUACAACUGAAACUCCGAUAUCAUCUACUAAAGCUCCAAAAUCAUCACCAGAGUCUCCAGAUGACCCCAAAAAUGACCAGGAACCACUCAUUGACAAAAAAUUUGAGAAACUCACUGAUGAAAUUAAUGAUUUAGUAACUGACACUCUGGCUAAUGUUAAUAACCUAAAAAUGAUUCAAGAUGCCACAGACGAAUCUAUCAAGGAACUAAAAGCAGCACAGGAUGCUACAAAAUCAUACGUAGAGUCAAUUGAAGAAAAAGUUAAGGCAAUUGAGACUCAAGUGCAAGAAAGAUUUUCAGAUUUGGAUAAGAAAUUAGACAGCAUCUUAAGAGCAUUGAGAAUUGGAGAAUAAAAUUUGAUAUUUUUGUGGUGCUGGGUUUGGGUUUGGUGGAAGGUUUAUGUUCUAAGACACAUCAAUGAUUUAUAUUUCAGAAUAAAAAUAAAAUAGGCUUUUUAUUUCAACUUCU
Molecule: messenger RNA, 1852 nt
Organism: Chironomus riparius
Lineage: Eukaryota; Metazoa; Arthropoda; Insecta; Diptera; Chironomidae
Source: the annotation of a GenBank genome assembly